This is a messenger RNA of Cyclocybe aegerita, 1428 nucleotides long. The record is from the annotation of a GenBank genome assembly. NCBI's taxonomy places the organism in Eukaryota, Fungi, Basidiomycota, Agaricomycetes, Agaricales, Hemipholiotaceae.
AUGGUGCUGAACAACGCAGAUCACUACCCUGGCGCAGUGAAGCUUGACUUCGAACUUUUCAAAUCCCUGUUAUUGGACUCGAUUCCAGUGAUACUUUCCUAUAUCUUGCAGAACUCCAUACAAACCGCAUCGAUUAUAAUCGCGGGACGCCUCGGGCCAAAUGAAUUGUCCGUUGCUGCCUUUUCGAUGAUGUUCGCUUUUGUUACUGGCUGGUGUGUCGCGCUAGGUGGGACGACUGCCUUGGACACUCUGGGCUCACAGGCUUUCACCGGUGGGGUUCAGAAGACCGACCUUUCGAUCCACUUCCAGCGAUGUGUAAUUCUUCUCUGGCUUUUUCUCAUUCCCGUGUGUAUCCUCUGGGCUUUCGUCGAGCCGCUACUGCUGUCUUUUGGACAACCUCUCUUCCUGGCCCGAGAAGUUCAGAAAUUUUUGCGUGUUUUGGUUCUUGGUGCCCCUGGGUAUGUCGGCUUUGAAAGUUUAAAGAAAUAUCUACAGUGUCAAGGGAUCAUGGGAGCAUCGACUAAGAUUCUGAUUAUCGUCUCCCCAAUCAACCUAGUUUUGAACAUAUUCCUCGUCCACUAUACCCCACUCGGGGUCCUCGGCGCACCCUUAGCAGUCUCCAUUACCUACUGGCUCUGCUUCGCCUUUCUAGGAAUCUUUACGUACUUCUCUGGCACCCACAAACAAAACGGGACAUGGGGUGGGUUUCAGAUUGCUGCCGUUCUUGAUCUUCGAGGCUGUUACGAAUUCCUCAAACUGGCUUUGCCUGGAAUACUCAUGGUCGGCACCGAGUGGGCCGCCUUUGAGAUCGUGGCGUUGGCUGCUGGCCGGCUCGGCGAGGUCCCACUUGCUGCACAAUCCGUCAUCAUGACUACGGACCAGAUCCUUAAUACUCUUCCUUUCGGGAUUGGUGUUGCUGCGUCCACUCGGGUUGGCAAUCUCAUCGGCUCUCGCUCACCCAGAGGGGCAAAACUUGCUGCUCAUGCUGCAGCACUUCUCAGUGUUAUAGUUGGUGCUGUCGUUAUGACCGCUAUGAUGCUCGCAAAGGACGUAUACGGCCUUCUGUUCAGCGACGAUGAGCGAGUCGUACUACUCGUGAGCAAGGUGAUGCCACUUGUCGCUUCCUUUCAGAUCGCGGAUGGUUUAGCUGGAUCGUGUGGUGGAGUUCUUCGGGGCCAAGGCCGCCAACACCUCGGCGCUCUUUUCAAUCUGUUCGCAUAUUACGUUCUUGCUCUUCCGAUGGGUAUUACCAUGGGAUUUCACGCGAAGUUGAACCUUGGUCUGCAGGGCCUCUGGAUCGGCCAGGUUGUCGCCCUAUUUAUCGUUGGGAUAGGCGAAUAUUGUGUUGUAUGGCUGGUCACGGACUGGGAUUUAGAGGUGAAGAAGGGGAUUGAGAGAAACCGCGAGGAAGCGAAUCGCCGUGCUUGA